Molecule: messenger RNA, 2324 nt
Organism: Sinocyclocheilus grahami
Lineage: Eukaryota; Metazoa; Chordata; Actinopteri; Cypriniformes; Cyprinidae
Product: circularly permutated Ras protein 1-like
Exons: 19
Biological process (GO): COPII-coated vesicle cargo loading; endoplasmic reticulum to Golgi vesicle-mediated transport; intracellular protein transport
Cellular component (GO): endoplasmic reticulum exit site; COPII vesicle coat
Molecular function (GO): zinc ion binding; SNARE binding
Source: RefSeq, a predicted model, not a curated record
GUGUGAAGCGCAGGACCGUAAUGUUGCUGGCUUUCUAUGCAAGCUGAAUGACAGAUGCUUUAUUUUGAUCUACCAUCACUAGAGAUGGAGUUUUCUUGCAGUCAUGUUGUGUGUAACUGGAAGUCUGAGAGCUUAACAGAAGAUGAAGCUAAAGUCUCAAAUCAAGGUUUUGCCUCCACUCUUCCCUGUGGUCUGUCCAGAGCUCAGUCUGUCUCCGAUCAUCCUUACGACAACCGCGUUACCUUUGUUCAGAAACCAGCUCCAUUGAUGGCUCCUCCACCUGUACCGCCCCGUAACAUACAAAGGAGAGACACUCUCUGUAGCGCACUCCCACCACCAUUACCACCGAGAGGUCUGGAAAAUAAUGGAGAGACUCAACUUAAAGCUAAUGUAAAUGUAGUGUCGCUAAAAGUGGGAAGCCUCGUGGACAUUGGUAAAGCAUCUGCUAUACAGAGCAGCCAGAAACCAGUGCGUUGUGGGAAAUGCAAUGCCAUCAUGUCCUCGGCAAGCAGCCCAGAGACACACCAGAAAACAAUAAUAUGGAGCUGUGAGUUUUGUGGGAAGGAGAACGUUUACCCCCAGACUACACUGAAGGGCGGCCGGUUUCCUUUGCGCAAUCCUCCAGGCAGGGAUAUACUUUACUUGGACGAAGAUGAGGACACAGAUUAUGAGAAUCUAGACGACAUGCUUAUUGUCCUGUGCGUGGACAUUUCCGGAAGUAUGAGCGUCACUUCUGAGAUCUCUCCCGGUAACAGCACACGAUCACCCACAUAUGUUUCUCGACUGCAGGGAGUCCAAGAAGCUCUUCAGAUGGUGCUGACCUCCCUGCAGAAAACCUCACCUCACCGAAGAGUGGCACUGGUGACGUUUAACAAUGAGGUGACAGUAUAUGGUGAUGGCACAAAGGUUCCUCUCACUCUGAGAGACUGGGCACUGCUGGACUAUGACUAUCUGAAGAAGGAGGGUGGGAACUACAGCACCCCUCACUGCAUUGCAGAGACAAUCCAACCUCUCACCCAGAAAAUCAAAGAACUCAGAGAGCAUGGAGCCACAGCACUGGGACCCGCUGCCCUCAUCUCUGUUGCCAUGGCAUCUCAGUUCACAGGGUCAAAAGUUAUAAUUUGCACAGAUGGGCAGGCCAACAUAGGCUUAGGCCAAUUAGAUCAAGAGUCUUCCCAUUGCCCCACCCCCUCGCCUUAUUUUUACAACCAGUUAGCCCAUUAUGCUGCUGAAAAAGGUGUGAUAGUGUCCGUGAUGACCUUUGAAGGAGAGGACUGUCGUUUGGCAGAGGUUGGGAGGUUGGCUGAUCACACAGGAGGCAGAAUAAAUAUUGUAAAUAUUGGUACAGUUGCCACAGAGAUUCAGAGCGCUAUAGCUGACAAUGUCCUAGCAACUAGCGUUAUGGCAACACUGCUGGCACCGGAUGGCAUGUACUUCCCCUAUGAGGAGGAUAAUCAUAGGUUAGUACGAGAGAUUGGCAACGUAACAGAUGGUGUUGAGAUCACCUUCCAGUUUGCAGUCAGACCAGAAAAAGUUGAAAGUAAGCACAAAAUAUACAGUGCAAUCAAAAGAAAAUGAAUUGAAACAAUGCAUGUUUAAGCAUUUUUAUAUGGAACACAAAAUGUAGAAUUUUUAAAUGUGCGUUGGGUGUGGGCAGGCAGUUUAAAUAUGUCUGUGUUGGGCGUUCACUGUGCCCAGCUGUGUGCCAGGCUGACUAUGGAGGGCCGGGUACAGGAAGCACAGAGACAACUCAGAGCUCAGCAGGACCUUCUCAAAGACAUCAGUCAACAGAAGCCGAGCCCUAAAGAAGAGAGUAUCUAUGGGAACUGGAUCAGCACCAUGAGUAUGAUCUGUGAAGACCUCACUACUGUCAACCAGAACACAGCAGAAACUGACACCAUACCAGCAUCCCGAACACCUUCCGCUGCGAGUCUCUCGGAUGCGGCGGCCAAGGUGGUCUACCAAAUGAAGAGAGCAAAGAGCGUGAGCGGAAAGGGACAGAGAGUUGCCAUGCUGGAGCACUGAGCUCAGAUGUCACCUAGACUCAUGAGCGAUCAUUUACAUGUGAAACCAGUCAUAUAGGCUGCUAUAUCAAUCUCAAAUUAUGGGCAAUGAAUACUGCUUGGAAUAUAUGCAAUAUAAAAUAUUUGCAAACUAUGAGUCGAUAACCUAGUAUCCAGCUGGUGAGUUUCUUGUCAUGCCAUCACUGCUGUAUUUAUCUUUGGCUGGUCUGUGCAUUUCAAACAAUUUUGCGUGAGUAACUUGGGUAAAUGUAUGUCAAAUUACCAGCUUAGAUACUAGGGACUGUAUUAAUAAAUAUAAUG